Molecule: messenger RNA, 2082 nt
Organism: Fonsecaea monophora
Lineage: Eukaryota; Fungi; Ascomycota; Eurotiomycetes; Chaetothyriales; Herpotrichiellaceae
Product: YjeF family domain-containing protein
Exons: 2
Coding region: 1-2082 (693 amino acids)
Biological process (GO): deadenylation-independent decapping of nuclear-transcribed mRNA; P-body assembly
Cellular component (GO): P-body
Molecular function (GO): mRNA binding
Source: RefSeq, a predicted model, not a curated record
AUGGCGUCCGACUUUGUUGGCUACACCAUUCUGGUCACGCUACAGAAUCCCCCGCAGGCUCAGAUACAGGGCGUCGUGGCCGACGUCGUCAAUCAAAAGCUCAUUCUGCAGAAUGUACUCCUUUGGAAUGGCCAACGACUCGCAUCCUAUGCCAUUGACUCCUCCGCUAUUGCAGAUCUGGAAGUCUCCCCUUCGCAACCGACCCUCACUGAAGAGGAGGAAUUGCCUACACCAGUCGCCUCUGCUCAACCGCAGAAACCCAGAAUCCCCCAAGUUCUUCAACAGCAGCAGCAAAAUGCACCCGCCUUCGUCGACCCCGCCAUCAUAAGCUACACGAAACCGCCGGUCAAACUUGGGCUAACACCAGCAGUCGUUCAGCAGCCGCAGCCAGUGUCUCCGAUAAUGAUCGCCGACGGGAUCGUGAGCAACCCGCCGGCGCAUAGAGCACGGAACGGCAACGUAGGCUAUAGCUCUGUGUCCAGUAUCGCCACGGCAGUCCCCAGGAAGACGGAGAAAAGAAACACACCUGCCAGUGCCACCCUUACAGAGCCGUUUGAUGCAUUGAAUCUGGAGAGCAAUGUUGUUGCUGCUGCUAAGCCAGCACCCUUGGCAACAAGCGAAAAGAAGGCACAAUACACACCGUCACAAACGGGGCCGGGGAUUAUCGACAUGAAGGAUGUCAACCAUGGUCCGCUCAAGGGUCAGAAGAAAGCAGGAAAAGGUAAAGGUUGGCGACAGACUCCCUUUAUUGAGGAGGUGCCGCGACAGCCCAGAAAGAAAGCCCAGAGGGGUCGGAAAGCCGCGGAAGAAAUCAACGGUUGGGCUACAGAAGAUGCCACAGACAUCCAAGAUAUGGGCGACUUUGACUUCGAAACUAAUCUCUCCAAAUUUGACAAGCGACGAGUCUUUGACGAUAUCCGGCAAGCAGACACCACCGCGGAAGCCGACCGACUAGUGAGCUUCAAUCGUAGAGCACGGCCUGGUACCAACGGAGGCCGAAACCUGCACUUCACCGAAAAUGUUCUGGACAAGCCAGAUGGAAAGGACAAAGAUCGAUGGAAGAGUGAAGCUGGGGAAACUGAAGAUGAAUCACUUGGCGGAGAGGGUCAUUACAGCAGCGGGCGAGGUUCCAAGCGGGCUGGCUCUCGACGGCCCCUUGGGUCAAGAAAGGGCAGUGUCAUACCUCCGCACCUUGACCGAACAGAAUCGCCACGUCCUCUGGGUCGAAUGCAGACCUCAUCGCCCCUCAAUGGGUCCGUGUCCGGCAACCGGGGUAGCUUCAAACUUCUCAACAACAAACCGUGUCAUUGUCUCUCACCGCUGCAGAUGCUCGAAAUAGAGCAACUCUGCACUUCAGAACUCGGCCUCACGGAAGACAUGCUGUCGGAGAAUGCCGGACGGAGUAUAGCCAUGGCGUUACUCAAGAUCCCCGACGUCAGAAGUGUGCUGUUCCUAGUGGGCAAUCACAAGUCAGGUGCUAGAGCCAUCGCCGCAGCCAGGCAUCUGCGAAAUAGAAGGCUUCGAGUGACCAUUGUCAUCCUUGGGGGUGAGCGUGAAGAACUGCUCCUGGAGGUUAUGAGGAAACAACUCGGCAUUUACAAGAAGGGACAAGGGUACGUGGAUCGCUGGGAUGAAUAUCAGACCAAAGCUAGCGCAGGCGGGCCUACCCCCGACGUGAUUGUCGAUGCUCUGCUUGGAGUGCACGUCACGUUUGAAGAGCUACGGACGGACGACCAAGCCACUGUCCUGGAGAUGAUCCGCUGGGCCAAUCGCAGCUCUCUCGUUCUCUCCAUCGAUGUGCCAAGCGGGUUAUCUGCCACGUCGGGGCUGUUGACGGAAGUUGAUGGACAGCCACUGGUUAUGAACAGUACGCACAUCGUCAGUCUAGGGGCGCCGAAGACGGGCUUGCUCUAUGGGAUGUCCCAUGAUGGAGUCACAGAGCCUACCUGGCAGGUGUGGGUAGCAGACAUCGGCAUCACAGCAGCGGCGUGGCAGAAGCAUGGAUCUCGAAGAAAACAUGGAACCGACUUUGGCACGGAAUGGGUGAUCGCCGUCAAGUACGUCUCGGGCUUACCAACUUGA